AUGAGGAAGAACAGUAUCAAUCAACAAAAAUCGAAAGACGAUAACAAUAGCAAUUUCACGACUGUUAUCUUAAGGGCUGAUCUACACUGUGAAGGAUGUGUUUCUAAAGUGUUGAAAUGCAUUCGCUCUUUUAGUGGAGUCAAGAAAGCAUCUAUUGGCGACGGGCAGCAGAUUACGGUGGUGGGGAAAGUCGACCCGGCCCGACUUUGCGAGAAACUUGAGAAGAAAACACACAAAAGAAUUGAAAUUAUUUCGCCUUCAAAUGAUAAGGAAGGAAUAAAAGAGAACGAUGAAAAUGGCGGCAAAGAAGGUAAACCGGGGAAGAAGAACGAAAUCAAAGGCAAAAACUCCAAUGUAAAAAAUACUAAGGAGAAGCUUCCGGUGACGACAGCCGUGCUGAAGGUUCAUCUGCACUGCCACGGUUGUACCAGAAAAAUCUAUAAACUCGUUACCAAGACCAAGGGAUAUGAGGAUAUGAAGAUGGACAAGGUGAAAGAGUUGGUGACGGUGAGGGGCGCCAUGGACAUGAGUGCUUUGGCUAAUUCCCUGAAGAAACACUUGAAAAGGGAGGUUCAGAUUUUGCCGCAACCUGAGAAGAAAGAUAAUAGUGACAAGGUAAUUAAUAAGGUCCAAAAGGAAAAAGAAAAGGAAAAGGAAAAGGAAAAGGGCGGCGUCAGCAAAACUACUUCCGGUGCCGGUGCUGGUGAGAAGGCGGUGCCGAGUGGCCCAGAGAAAACGGAAGGGAACAACAACGCCAAGUCCCAAGUUGGUCCGGUUGUAAGCGGGUCGGGUUUUGUGGUGGAGCAGUUUCACUACAACCCAUGCGAGUUUGGUUCCCACCACGCCCCUCAAAUUUUUAGUGAUGAGAAUCCAAAUGCUUGUUGUGUAAUGUAA
Molecule: messenger RNA, 894 nt
Organism: Striga hermonthica
Lineage: Eukaryota; Viridiplantae; Streptophyta; Magnoliopsida; Lamiales; Orobanchaceae
Source: the annotation of a GenBank genome assembly